AUGAGCGCGUGCGGAUCAGGAAAGAGCUCAAAGGGAGGUGGCUCCAAGUCCCGCUCCAAGGGCGGCAAGGGCGAUGCGCUCCACAAGAAGGUGUCGCUUCAGACCUCCAAGGAACACCUGACGACCCUUCGCCAGGCACUGCGAGAUGAGCUCGGCCACGACCGUGACGUCGUUUCCGGGUUUGGCGCGUUUACCAAGUACGACAGGAACGACGUGGCGCUCGAUAUCCACUUCCGCACCGGCAGCACCAUCACGGACGACGAACUUGAGUGGGCUUACGAGCUCGUCAGCUCGAACCUCGGCCCGUUGGGGCACAAGUGGAAGCCCCAGGCGCUCAUGGACGAUCUCUGCGAUCCGUCCAGCAGGUACGCACUGGUCACCGAGCGCACAUCCUCCGCCCCGGCGGCGGAGAAGAAGCCCGCAUCCAAGAGCAAGGGCAAGAAAAAGGCACCCGCGCCUCCACUCGGUAAGCCUGUCGCCUUCGCGCACUUCCGCUUCACGGUGCAGGGAGAGACCAGGGAGGCCAUGGAAGGAGAGCCUGUGCUCAUGCUUCGAGACCUCCACGUGGAGGCCGAUUACCAGCGCAGAGGACUGGGCAGGCACCUGUGUCAGCUCCUGGAACUCUCCGCGCGCAAGAACUCCAUGCGCGCGAUGAUGCUACUGGUUCCGUCCGGAUCAGCGGGCGUUCCCGGCCGCUCGUUCGUGGACCAGAAGCUCAAGGGGUUCACCUGCGUCGACGACGAGUGGGCACCCGUAGACGUCAACCUGUCGGCGUACGGCAAGUCCCUCGUCGCGCAGGUCCCGGCGAAAAAGCCCGAGACCGUGCCCGCGGCUAGUCCCGACAGCAUCCUCGCGGGUCCCGAGCGCGUCGAGAAGGAGAACGUGGAACCCGAGGCGUCCGUGGCCAAGCUCGAGACCGCGUUUGAAAGCGCCACCAUCGCGCCCGCGGCUGAGAAGGAGCCCGAACCCGCGGCUCCCGCGCUCUUCGCCGGUUUCGCGCCCGUCGCCGCCGCGGACGCCACGAAGGCGCCGCUCUCAUUCGCUUCGUUCGGCACCGCCGCGGCGGAGGAAGUCCGACGACGAGGAGGCUGA
This is a messenger RNA of Micromonas commoda, 1092 nucleotides long. RefSeq lists its product with no specific name. NCBI's taxonomy places the organism in Eukaryota, Viridiplantae, Chlorophyta, Mamiellophyceae, Mamiellales, Mamiellaceae. The record is from RefSeq and is a predicted model, not a curated record. Bases 1 to 1092 code for a protein of 363 amino acids. The transcript has 2 exons. Gene Ontology annotation, molecular function: histone H2A acetyltransferase activity; histone H4 acetyltransferase activity; protein N-terminal-serine acetyltransferase activity. Gene Ontology annotation, cellular component: nucleus.